Hippocampus comes (tiger tail seahorse) is the source of this 2028-nucleotide messenger RNA. RefSeq names its product homer protein homolog 3. NCBI's taxonomy places the organism in Eukaryota, Metazoa, Chordata, Actinopteri, Syngnathiformes, Syngnathidae. The record is from RefSeq and is a predicted model, not a curated record. The transcript is spliced from 12 exons. The coding region runs from base 376 to 1467 and encodes 363 amino acids. Gene Ontology annotation, biological process: G protein-coupled glutamate receptor signaling pathway. Gene Ontology annotation, molecular function: G protein-coupled glutamate receptor binding.
CAUUUGCGUAUCCAACCGGAAUUGUCAAACGCGGAUGGACAUUUUAAGGCUCGAGUCGAAAGGAAUAUUUGAAAAUUAUCAGUAGGCCUACCAAACUUCCGGGACCUAUCAGCACAGCGCCUACAGUAAUAUUUGGAACGUUUGACCAAUCACGAAUCACAAACGCUGUAAACGCGUAUCCUCAAACGGGACGUUUAACGGUUGACAUUGCCACCAGGUAUCAUCGUGCGGUGCUGCAGCAGCACCCUGCUGAAUUCUGCUGGAAGAAGAGCAGGAAGAAAGCAUCUUUACUCUUGGGUGGAAAGCAGAGACUGAAAGACACACUCGUCAGUUACUACAACGACAUGGGAAAAGAAGCGUCAAACACUUUGUAAGAUGUUUCCUCAUCACAGAGAAAGAGAGCAGCCAAUCUUCAGCACGCGGGCUCAUGUCUUCCAGAUCGACCCAGCCACAAAGCGGAACUGGAUCCCUGCAAGCAAGCAUGCGGUCAGCGUGUCUUUCUUCUUCGACUCCAAUCGCAACGUGUACCGCAUCAUCAGUGUAGGCGGCACCAAGGCAAUUAUCAACUGCAUCGUUACACCCAGCAUGACAUUUACAAAGACAUCACAGAAGUUUGGUCAGUGGGCUGACAGCAGGGCCAACACAGUCUACGGUUUGGGCUUUGCUACAGAGCAACAACUGCACCAGUUUUCAGAGAAGUUCAAAGAAGUGAAAGAUGCAGCUCGUCUGGCACGGGAAAAGUCCCAAGAUAAAGAACUGGCCAACACAGCCCUCAGCAUCGCUGCACCGCAGUUCUCACAGGACCUCUCCGAUGACCUCCAGUCCCCUCCAGUCAUGUGUGUGAACGGGCCUGAGGACAAGUUGUUUCGCAGUCAAAGCGCAGACAUCACGCUGUCUUCUGAGAAGGAGCGUAUCAAGAAGAUGCUCUCGGAGGGGUCUAUCUGCGAGCUGAACCUGGAAGCGGAGCUCUUCACGCUGCAAGACAGCAACUCCAAGUUAGUGGCGGCGUUGCACGAGGCUAAUGCUAACGUGGAGCAGUGGAAGAAACAGCUGGUUGCAUAUCAAGAGGAAACCGAAAGGCUUCGAGAACAGAUUGCUGACCUGGAGGCCCACGGGGGUCAUGGCCCCAGUGACCUGUUGAAGGACGAGUUGACUCAAUCUCUGGAAGAGUUGGAGGCUCUGUUGAAGGCCAAAGAUGAGGAAAUUCACAAUUUGCAAAGCAAGAAGUCAGACUAUCAUGAGGUGGAACGUGACAGAGAUCAGGCUAUACACAGAUUACGGGAAGUGGAGAUGCGCAAUUCCGAGCUGGAACGCCGUAUCCAGAACACGGAGCAGAACUUAAGCAACUCUCUGGAGGAUCGAGAUCGCAUGGACACUGAGCUCCAGAGGGCCAUCGAAAUUCUAGACAUCAAGAUCUUUGAUCUCAAUGACCUCCGGCAGAGCUUAGUUAAACUUGUGGACAAGUAAAAAGUCAAAAUGCAGAAGUUUAAAAUAAUAACAAUAAUAAUAAUAAUAAUAGUAAUAAUAAAAACAAAUCCAAGAUGGAGCACAUUUGCACCUCAAGCGCAAGAACCAUCUUGUCUGCAGCACUCACUGUUCACAUGUCGGCCUAAACUGCAUUUUACGUUGUUUUACUUGUCAGAUAAUGUAGCACUUCAUGUUGCUUACCAGGGAAACAAUGCAAUAACCUCAAGGUAACUGCUUCUGAGUGCAGAGUGCAAGAUGUUCUGGUGCUUAUAGUUUUUGUGAUAUGACCAUUGGAUUAUAAAUGGCAUAUUGUGACUAAUAAGAGGCCUUGUUUUACUGUACAUUAACUGUCUUGUCAGCGAUUCUACAGACAAAACAAGCACACAUUCAUACUACAUUACAGCCAUUACACAUAUUGCAGAUAAACCCAUUUGUAACAUGUGUAUGUAGCUGUCCAUGUAUUAAGUAGCAGCAGGUAGACGAUAGAGAUCAUUAUAAAUUUAAGCAGCAUGGUCUUCUGCGCUAUUACUCACAUUUGGAUAAAUGAAGUACAUAUUAAUA